AUGAAUCCCCAACAAAGCAGUCAAUGGGAUGGCUUUCGUCACUACUCCCAGCCACGAAAUACUUCCGACCCCUCUACAUCACAGGACCGAGUGUUCUAUGGCGGCACUACGAAAGAUGAGAUUAUGGAUACAUCGAAUCACCGUAUCGGGCUCCAAGACUGGGCAUCUGAAGGAAUUGCUGGCCGUGGUAUUUUAAUCGACUACGCUCACUGGUGCGCCCAACAAUCUCCACCCAUCAAGUACACCAACUUUUCUCUUCACAAUAUCCCGUUCAAAACGCUCGUCGCGAUUCUCGCCGAUCAAAAUAUAACCCCUCAACGUGGUGAUAUUCUCUUUAUCCGCAUGGGUCUAAUUCCGGAAUGGGAUAGCUUCACCGAUUCUCAAAAACAGGAAUAUGCAUUCCAAAGUACCCCCGAACAUGCUGGCGUCGAACCUAGCUUCGAGUUAUUGGAGUGGUUAUGGGAUAGUGGGAUAUCAGCUGUGGCAGGCGAUGCUAUAAGCUGGGAGGUUUAUCCUACGCAGGGAGAGCUUAGCUGUCAUGAGUAUUUGCUCGGAGGAUGGGGAAUGCCAAUUGGUGAAAUAUUUGAUCUUGAGGCCUUGUCUCGUACCUGUCGCGAACUAAAUAGAUAUUCCUUCUUCCUAACAUCGAUGCCAUUGAAUAUGCCAGGAGGGGUUUCUUCACCCCCAAAUGCAAUGGCCAUCUUUUAGAUGAUGAUUGAGAAAUUGGAAAGGGCAGAAAAGACAUAUGCGAUAGGGACAUGAGGCCAGAGAGGUUGAAAGAGAUCCAAGGACUGUAAAUAUGACAUAUUGAGUUGGAUACUGGUUGAUAGUUGC
Messenger RNA from Botrytis deweyae, 834 nucleotides. RefSeq lists its product as uncharacterized. The record is from RefSeq and is a predicted model, not a curated record. The transcript is spliced from 4 exons. NCBI's taxonomy places the organism in Eukaryota, Fungi, Ascomycota, Leotiomycetes, Helotiales, Sclerotiniaceae. Bases 1 to 708 code for a protein of 235 amino acids. Gene Ontology annotation, molecular function: arylformamidase activity.